Messenger RNA from Venturia canescens, 745 nucleotides. RefSeq lists its product as uncharacterized. Lineage: Eukaryota; Metazoa; Arthropoda; Insecta; Hymenoptera; Ichneumonidae. The record is from RefSeq and is a predicted model, not a curated record. The transcript is spliced from 4 exons. The coding region runs from base 128 to 601 and encodes 157 amino acids.
GAACGUUUCUCAUUUAUCGAUUCAACAAUGUUUUAUUACGGGACUUCAGUUUAUAAAAGGUUUCAAGAAAAGUACACGUUUAUCUUUUUUAUCGGUUAGUGUUUAUUCGCAGCUUUUAGUGAAGUCUAUGGAUCCCGUGAGUGAUAAGCCUCCAGUUUGCGUGUCGGAUCUCGUUAUUCCCUACAACGAUUGCCUGGAAAGCGAGUUUGAUGAUAAUCGGCAACCGCACGGUUCAGACACAUCGGCUUGUGUAAUUGAUGAGACGAUUAAUAAAUCUCCGAUUCUUGGACGACAUUUCAAACCACCGGAUUUUCCCAAAUCCUUCGACCCACAUCCACCGAAAUUUGACACUUCUCUCCCAUACAUUCCUGUUUACACGCAUUUGGUUACGCAUGAUUUGACGCCGAUUGAGCGACCGCAAACACCGCCAUUCAUAAAAAUGCUUAGCUUGGGAAGAGUGAUGGAGUCGAAAAAUCUCGUCAAAUCACCUGUCAAUUCCAAGGCUUAUGAAUCCGAUGACGAGGAUGGAAAAACGAUACAUUUAUCUGGUAGAAGCACGAAAUGCUUCAAUAUCAAGGACACAUCUUCGGGGAUAUAUUAACUUCCGAUUCGAUAUUUCCACAGAAGUUCUGCAACGUCGGUUUACUCAAAAUCGCAUUAAAUGCACACAUAAAACAUUCAAUGAUUAUUUAAUGUAACAAUUCGUUGAUUCAAUAAAAUUGAUGAUAAAUUUUCUAGUAUUGUA